Molecule: messenger RNA, 2327 nt
Organism: Cydia fagiglandana
Lineage: Eukaryota; Metazoa; Arthropoda; Insecta; Lepidoptera; Tortricidae
Product: aladin-like
Exons: 6
Coding region: 69-1493 (474 amino acids)
Biological process (GO): nucleocytoplasmic transport
Cellular component (GO): nuclear pore
Molecular function (GO): protein binding
Source: RefSeq, a predicted model, not a curated record
UGCAGUUUGAAAAAGCGUUAUAGUGACCGGCUGUUUCACGUUAUAUAUAAACAGUGAUAAAAUCGAAAAUGUCGGCUUUUCAUGGAUUUCCCGAGUUGCCAGGACCUGAUGAAACAGCCUUCUGCAAACUAAAUGAAGUAUAUUGCUGCGGGAACUGCCGAUAUGGAAACAUUUCAACAUUUACCAACGCCACUAAAAAACAUCCAGUGAUAAACGUAACAAGAGAGAUACAUCACCAUCGUGCCACCGACGAAAAUGUAUCCAUGUACGUCGACGUUGAAGACAAUUUACUGAAGAAAAUAACCAGUGUAUGGUACAAACAGGGGUUUCUAGAAGCUUUAAGUGUAGCUGCGGACCCUAGCGUCAAUCGAGAAAGCCCAGUACUCGCUCUGACCGCGUCAUACCUUUUAAAAGUCGCUAACGUGUUCACGGCCUUUCAUUAUUUCAUGCAGCCACAUUUAAAAGAUAUUGGACCUAAAAUCGUGGCAAAUUACUCUAAGACUAGAAACUGGGGGAGUGGCCCUAUAAAAUGCUUAGCUUGGCACCCUCAUACAACUAAAAUAGCGGUAGCAACCACUGAUGAUAAUAUAAGAGUGUAUUGCACGGAGGCUUCGUUUGUGCCGAUGUUGAAAUGUAAAGCUCAAGGACACGUGUCUUCGCUUAGUUGGAGACCAUAUUCGGCUUCGGAGAUAGCUGUGGGGUGUGAGCAGGGAGUAAUUGUGUGGACAGUUGACCCGAAUUCUACAUUUACAAAGCCAUCUUCGAGUAAUGCAGUUGUUUUGAAGCAAAAUAACCACAGUCCAGUGACUGACGUAAGCUGGUCGCCCAAUGGUGACCUCCUCAUCAGCUGCAGCGGAGCUGACACCUCCAUGCUCAUAUGGGACGUGAGCAUGGAAACAGCCGUGCCAUUGAGACGUGUGGCGGGCGGUGGUAUAGUGUUCUCACGGUGGUCAUUUGGCGGGAGCAAAGUGUUUGCCGCCACAUCAUCAAUCAUAUUUAGAGUGUGGGACACUAAACAGUGGACGCCGGAGCGCUGGUGCGCGCGCGGCGGCCGCGUGGUGGCCGCGUGCUGGGGGCCCGGCGACCUCCUGCUGUUCGCUGCCAAGAGCGAACCCAUGGUCUUUGCGCUUAGUAGCACUGGGCUUAUGAAUGGCGCCCAGAAUAUGAAAGCAUUACCAGUAUUAGAUGUGACAAAAACUGAGCUACCAUCAGGUGACCCCGUAGGGGGUCCCAUAUUAGACAUGUGCUGGGACCCCUCGGGCCGAUACCUGGCCCUCAUGUUUGAGGAGUCUGCACUCGUGGCCGUCUUCUGCACUACUAAUAUCAUGAUGCAGCUUAAAAUAACAGCCUGCUGUUUCGUAUGCGGCAUAGAGAACGAAGUGCCGCUGACUAUGGCGUUCCAACAGAACUUCACCGACGGGGCCUGUCUGACAGUGGCCUGGUCUAGUGGCAGAGUUCAACACUUCCCUAUUGUGUAUACUGAUGGUUACUAGAUUUACCAUUCUUACCAUGGCUUAGUGAUUAUGGACUUUAGAACUUCUGGCUUGUCUUUAUAUGAACGAGUUACAUAUAUGGACUAGUGGUCCUGAUUAACAUGCUCAUAAUGUAAGCUGAUGCUCGGAGCUCAGUAGAUCCUAGCUAGAGUGACCUAGUGCGCGAAGUAGAAGAGUAAAGUACUAAAGCUUUAGACAUCAUUUUAGAAGAAUUUCACUGCUGGGGCUUGUCUGAAAAUGGCCUGAUCUAGUGGCAGAUUCAACACUUCCCUAUUUAUAGACAAUAGCUGAUGGCUACUAGUUUGCACUAUACCAAAGUGAUCACGAAUUUUAACAUGUUUGAAAUGGCCACUUCACAUCCACUCCAUCCCUACCUUAAAACCAAGUCCAAUACUGCAACUAUGAUUCACAAGUUCAAAAGGUAAUUAAGUAUAAGUACUUACUAGGGCGGUUUGAUAAGUAACUUGGUUCGACCUGAAAACUAAUGUAUUGAGAAAUAUUGUGUACUUUAUGAAACCAAGCUUUAUAAAAAUGUGAAAGACUCACUCAGUUGAGAUGGCUAUGCCUUCAUUUAAUUCGCGUACUUUUAUUCUUCUGCCAGCUAAAACCAUAUCCUGAAUUUCUAUCGAACCAAGUUACUUCUCAAACCAUCAAUAUACCGUACCAAUGUUAUUUUAGAUUUUGUCUGAGUUUUUCCUUUGUUUUAGAACUACAAAAUUCUAAUAAAAUACACUUUAACGAAGAUUAAAGUGUAUUUAAGUUAAUUUUGGACAGUUGUGUAGUUUUACGGUACUUGUAUUUCUUUUUUUUACUUAAUAUUUAAGUCAAAAUAUA